AGCCCGGGAGCUCCAGGGUCCCUCCCAGAGCCGGGACCGGCGGGAGGCGGAUCCCGCAGAACUUUGCCCGCGGCGCCCGGGACUCGACGGGGCGGCGUGCGCCCUGCGCUGGGGAGGGGUCGGGCGAUCUCCAGCUCUGCCAAUCUCAGAGCGGGGCGGGACCCGUCCGACGGCCUGGACCAAACCGAGAGCGGGGGCGGGGCUCCGGGCUCUGCUCCCGGUUCCUGCUUUCCGGCUUCCCAGAUCCUAGUCCCCGGCCUCCGCCACCGCUCACCACACCGGCGACCCCGGAGCCUCGUGCAGCUUUCGGCGCAAUGGACCCGGCGCUGGCCGCACAGAUAAGCGAGGCGGUGGCGGAGAAGAUGCUUCAGUACCGGCGAGACAAGUCAGGCUGGAAGAUUUGCCGGGAAGGCAACGGAGUUUCAGUUUCCUGGAGGCCGUCUGUGGAGUUUCCAGGGAACCUGUACCGAGGAGAAGGCAUUGUGAAUGGGACACCAGAGCAGGUGUGGGACUGCGUGAAGCCAUUGGCUGGGACCCUCCGAGAUAAAUGGGAUGAGAAUGUGGCCGGUUUUGAAAUUAUCGAAAGCAUCACUGAUACACUGUGCAUCUGCCGAACGACCACCCCCUCGGCCGCCAUGAAGCUCAUUUCUCCCAGAGACUUCGUGGACCUGGCGCUGGCCAAGAAGUAUGAGGAUGGGACCAUCAGUUCCAAUGCCACCCAUGUGGAGUAUCCAUCCUGUCCCCCAAGGCCGGGUUAUGUGAGAGGAUUUAACCAUCCUUGUGGCUGCUUCUGCGAGCCUCUGCCAGGGGAGCCCCACAAGACCAGUGUGGUCGCGUUCUUCCAGACCGACCUCAGCGGCUACCUCCCGCAGGGCGUGGUGGACUCCUUCUUCCCCCGCAGCAUGGCCGGCUUCUACGCCAACCUUCAGAAGGCAGUGAAGAAAUUCUACGGCUGACGUCUUGGCUUGUUGGCAGAGAACUGGCAUGACUCGUGGAGCUGCAGUUACCGGGACACUGGAAUGCCUUUGAGAACUGUGUUUGUCCCUUGAAACCCUCUGACGGACAGCUCUCCUGGAGCAUCAGCCAAGGGUGGCCCUGGCCCUUCCUGCUCCUCCUUCCACUCGGCUCCACCGGGAGGAGCUUCUGCCAUUUUCCAAACACACCUCCUCCGGCCCCCAGGCACCAGACAGGGACUCUGCCCUGGUUCCAUGUGAUGCACUCGGGUCCACAGCCUUCUGUGCCAGUCACUCUCGGAGACCUCGUUUCCCCGUUUGUCCAAAAGAAUCACCAUAGUUAAUGAAAACCUGGCUCGGCCCCUUUGGAGCAUCCCGAGCUCGCUCAGUCCUGGGCUGCAGAUCCCUGGGUGUGCCUUUCUGGUAACACCGUGCCAGAUUUCCCCCUUAAGAAGAUGGCAACUUGGAAAAUGAUGUUUAAAAAAUGAUACAAGCAUUCAGGAAAAAUACUUUCGAUACUCCAUGAAUUGUCUCUUCCAUUCAAAUCAUUUUCCUCUCUUUUUUUCCCCCUGUACAAGUUUCAGGCACCUGGCGAAACCAGGCAGCUUGAAUCUGCUCCAGGCAGCACACUGGAAUGCUUACACGUGGAAGUCAGAGGAGAGCCUCCUCUCCAUGGACAUUUGCCUUUUCUUGUCCUCUGUUAUAGAAGAUGGAGCAGGGGUCCUCUGGCCUCCAGGCCCUGGUCGGGCCGUACUGCUGUCAGCAGGAAGGAAGCAGAGCAGACCCCGCCGCCGCUGCCGCCGCCCCCAGCCUGUUAAUCUGGGCCAAACUGCAGAAGAAAGGACUCACUCUCAUCAUUGGCCAUCUGGAUAAGUUGCCUACUAUUUCCGCGUCUCAGUGCCCUCAUCUGUACAAUGGGACAAUUCCAAGCUCUGGAGACACUGCUGUGAUUACUAAAGACAGUGUCCGCUUGGCACCAUCACAGGGCUUGGCAUAUGGCAGGCGAGGGGUAGCCAUUUGUUACCCUCUCCUCCCCGGGCCGGUCCUCUCGCUGGCACAGCUGAGCACACGUGGAGGGUCUCCUGUACUCCUCUCUGCUUACUUGCUCUGCCACUGGUACCGCCCCUGCUAGGAGCACCUUUCCAACCCAACCAACCAAAAACAGGUUUGCAAAUGUUUCAUAUAAUAGACUGUACUUUCCAAAACUAGCCCCAGCAAUCUUCCCCCUCUGCUUAAAGCGGGGCAGGCCUGGGCCAGCUCUGACAGAGUACGGCAGAAGUGAUGCUGUUCAACCUUGGCAGCAAGGUCAAAAAAGGAUGCAGCUCCUGCCCGGCUCUCGCACUCUCUGGGGACACCUAGCCACCAUGCUGAGGAAGCCCAGGCCACAGAGGGAGGCCAACGGUAAGUGUCCGCGCCAACAGCUCCAGCGGAGUUCCCAGUCCACAGCCAACAUCAGGGGCCGCAGGUCUGCGUGAACUGACCCUUCUGGGAGUUCCAGCACCCCCCACCCCAGCCUGUGAGCUGAUGCCAGGUGGAGCAGGAUGAGUCACACCCUCCAAGCCGGCCCACGUGGCAGAUUCAUGAGGAAAACAAAGGUUGCUGUUUCAGGUGGUUCGUUACAGUUAUAGUACUUGGAAAAUCUGCAAAGCCAGGCACGGAUUUCAUACCGAGUCGUAAUAUACCCAUUUUAUUUACACCACGAUAUUACCAUUAAGCUCUCUCUAUACACAGUCUACAGUCUGUAUCAGCACCCGGUGUGACUCUGCCCUAACUUGGGACAACCCUCUUGCUGCGUGGCGUCCCAGAAGGUCCAGACCUGGGCAGCAGCCCCCAGGAAGCACACCCGUGCUUUCCCCCAGGGGGUGGGGGCUAGCAGUGACCCUGAGAAUUAGUGGUUGUGGGGGGCUGCGCGCUCUCGGCUUUGGCGUCAGCACUGGUGUCCGGCCUAGGGGUCUCCGGUAGGCGUGGGCCCCUGGGACUGGAGACUCUUCCUCCUGAUGACGAUCGUGACAGGUCCAUCAGGCAACGCCUUGAUGAUGUUCCAGGCUUCAAACCGUGUGAGGCCCUGCGCGGCGGUGCCGGCCAAGUGUAAGAUUUCAUCUCCCGGCUGGACCGUCUCACUCUGUUCUGAGGCCGACCCUGAGAGGGGAGAGGAGGUCAUGGAUUCCGUGACUGACGGGGGAGUAAGGCGUCACCGCCUGCCCCUGGUCUCUGAGGAGCCAGGACAGCUCAGAAGGGAACUGGUGCCCAUCCCUCCGGAGCUUGCUGGUGGCUCGAAAAUGAGACAUCUCAUAAAAUGGGGACUCUGAGGUUGGCAUACCUAGCGCCAGCUCCCUGUGGCCCAUGCUGUCCCCAGAGAAGGGAGAUUUCAGGCAGCGCCAAGCCAGCGCUGGGCCGAGGAGACACCCAUGGGUCUCAGAGGACUCCCGGGAACUGAAUCCUCCUCGGAGCCUCCCUGGGCACCGUCCCCACGCUCCACUCCCUUCACAUAUGGUCUCCCUACUUCUAAUGAGAUCACCAGGCAUUGGGUGCUAUGGGGAUGGAGCUGGUGGGAUGUUUACAAGACAACCUUCACAGGACUUUUGGUUCUGAAUGGCCUGGAGAAGACCCCUGGGUCCGUGUAAGAAGGAUGUAAUCACAUACGGCUCCCACUCUUUUUUUUUUUUUUUUUUUUUAAUGGAGGGACUGGGGAUUGGACCCAGGACCUCAUGCAUCCAAGCAGGCACUUUACCACUGAGCUCUGCCCUCUACUCCCCCUCACUCUUUCAAAGGUACCUGUGGAAAGAGAGCUAUAUACUGUUUAUGUUGGAAGAAAAUUUCCCAUCUGUUUGACACAAUGAUACUCAGAAAUAUUGAAUGAGAUUAUGAGAUAGUGGUAAUGAUAAUAAUAAUUUAAAAAUAAAGUAUAUUGGGCAAUUAUAUACAGCAAGCAUGUUGUUAACGCUUUGCAUUGAUGGCAGGAAUCCUGGGAGGCACCUACUCCUACUGUUUAUUCCCUUUCUACGUGGGAGGGAACCAAGGACUCAAGUAACUCACCCAAGCCUCAGCGCUUCUGAGUGGUGGUGCCUGGGUCUGAACCCAGACCCUGCUGCAGAAUCCACAGCCCUUGGUACCACAUCAUCCUGCAGCCAGUAGGCUCAUCCCCAUGUAAGCAAAUGGGACCAACAUGGGGAAGUGAUUUGCCCAAGGUCAUGCUGCCACUGGAAUCCAGGUCUCUUGACUUUGAACCCUAUGAUCACUCCAAGUCGACCUUCCAAAGUUAAAAAUAUUUUCCCUGGAGUUGGAGUAAACAUGGAUUCCCAGGGAGCCUCCACGUGAGCCUCAGCCUGCCCCCUGGGUUCCAGCAGCUGCAGCGGAUCUCCCGUUAACAAGACCAGUCUGCAGCAGGAGCUCCCAGGGCCGGGGAGCAGAGCUGCAGGGCCUUCAGGUCCCCACACUCAGAGCCCUCAGACACAUGCCUGCACGUCUCUUUAUAGACAAGGAGCCCAGGCCCAGAAGGCAGUGGUCACUCAGCAAGUAGGAAGCCGAGCCGGGGCUAGAACCCAGGCCAUGCGCCUCCCCGCCCACAGCUCCUUCCUCUGUCACUCGGCGGGUCCAGCUUGAGAAGCCGUGAAGACUCGGGGGGAGGAGUCUAUGUGAUAGCUGCAGUCCAUGCAUGAUUUUCACAGGAAACCCGAGUGACCCCCUACUCUAGGCUGGCCUGCUGCCCGAUCCAUGAUGAACAAAAUCUCACAAUUUUGAGUAAAGGCAGGAGCUGAGGGGUCCAGGAGGAGGGUGAGGCGAGGGAGGCCGAGCUGUGCAAGCAGAAAGUCAGACUCUGUCUUUAUUUACAACUUGAUGGUUUGUUCAUUAUGGAUUUUUGGAAUUCA
Molecule: messenger RNA, 4822 nt
Organism: Camelus dromedarius (Arabian camel)
Lineage: Eukaryota; Metazoa; Chordata; Mammalia; Artiodactyla; Camelidae
Gene: STARD5
Product: StAR related lipid transfer domain containing 5
Exons: 6
Coding region: 315-956 (213 amino acids)
Biological process (GO): cholesterol import
Molecular function (GO): cholesterol transfer activity; cholesterol binding
Source: RefSeq, a predicted model, not a curated record